Molecule: messenger RNA, 816 nt
Organism: Mycotypha africana
Lineage: Eukaryota; Fungi; Mucoromycota; Mucoromycetes; Mucorales; Mycotyphaceae
Exons: 1
Coding region: 1-816 (271 amino acids)
Biological process (GO): canonical NF-kappaB signal transduction
Source: RefSeq, a predicted model, not a curated record
AUGCCCAAGUUAAAAUACAAAGAGCAUAGAAAAGAUGUAGAACACACUGACAAAUAUAGACGUCAUAAAAGGAAAAAGAAGCACAAAAGUAAAAAUGAAGGGGUUAACAGCCCUCCUCACCUGUUAGAAGAAGAAAGUGGUUGGAUACCGCCUUCGCACGCCUCGAAAGAAGACCAAGAAUGGCGAGAGCAUUUAUUCGAUGUCAUGUUGGAAGAUGAAGGUCAAGAUCCUUUCUAUACCAAUUAUAAUCAUACCCCGACAUCGUCUAAAUGGGAAAUGACUGAUGAGGAAUAUCGCCAGUAUAUUGUCGAUGGCAUGUAUAAAAAAAAGAAUGCAGAAAAGAUUGAAGCCGAAGAAAAGCUACGCAGAAAGAAAAAUAAAGAGCAAAAAGAAAAAGAUAGGAUAAGACGCGAACAAGGGAAGCAACAUGCUGAACAGAUUCGGCUGCAAAAUGUUUAUCGACAAGUAGAACGAACUCGAAAUGCAGAAAGGGCACGUUUGGAAUAUGAUGCCAAAUGGACGAAAUUAGAGCAAUUAUCUGUGAUAACAAGUUCAAAAGAUAUCCCUUGGCCUGUUAUAAGCAAGCCUUACAAUUUAGAGUCUGUGCGCUCCUUCUUGAUAUUAGAAAAUGCGACUUUAGAGGAAACAAAGAAAAGAGUGAGAAAAGAACAAACAAGGUAUCACCCAGACAAGUUUAUUUCCAAAUACAUGAAGAAAUUUGAAGGAUCAGAUAAAGAGAAGGAGCUUAUCAUAGCACGUAUUAAUGAUAUAUCCGGUUGGCUUAACGAGUUAUGGACGCAAGUGAAUGUACCGUAG